CUGUCACGCAUUCUUUAUACAAUUUUGUUGAUUUUUUUAAUCCUCCAACAAUAGGCUCUAUUCGGGUCAAAAUCAAAAUGGAAACCCCUCCACCUCUAGCAGAAAAGAUCCUCUCGAUCUCGGACCUCGAGAGAUCAGCCUCGAAGACCCUCCCCGCUGCAACGAAGGAUUUCUAUAACUCCGGGGCGACAGGUCAGGUCACCGUCCGGGAAAACUCAUCCGCAUUUCAAAAGUAUCGUCUUCUUCCACGUGUCCUCAAAGAUGUUUCGGGGAUCAACACAAAAAUAUCCCUUUUCGACAGAGAAAUCGAAUUCCCCCUCUCUGUGUCUCCUGCCGGAAUUCAAGCUAUGGCCCACCCCCAAGGUGAAUUAGCAACAAGCCGGGCAUGUGCCCGAAUGGGUGUCAACAUGGGAGUUUCAUCCUUUGCAAAUCACUCUGUGGAACAGAUUACCGCGGCCGGAACUGAAGUCGGUCCUAUCGAUCAUGUUAUGCAGCUUUACACAAUGACCGAUAGAGAUAAGCAAGUGCGCAUCAUUCGACGUGCUGAAGCCGCUGGCUGUAAGGCCAUCUUUCUUACGGCAGACAGUCCCGUGCUAGGGGUGAGGUAUAACGAAUGGAGAAAUGGAUUCCAACCCCCCGAUGGUAUCUCCUAUCCUAUGCUUGAAAGGUCUAGUGAAGAUAUCCGGAAGCAGUCACACGAUGAUGGCUUUUCCUCUUUGAACUCGGACUCUCAUUCUUGGGCCGAAGUCCCAUGGCUACGGAGCAUUACAAAGAUGCAGAUUUGGAUCAAAGGUGUCCUUACGCCUGAGGACGUCGAAACCGCUAUCGAGUAUGGUUGUGAUGGUGUCAUUAUCAGCAAUCAUGGAGGUCGUCAGUUGGAUGAGACUCCGGCGACUAUCGACGCACUACCCGCCUGCGCGAAGGCUGCCAGAGGUCGCAUUCGCAUUCAUAUUGACGGCGGAAUAAGGACCGGAAGUGACAUCUUCAAGGCACUUGCUUUGGGAGCAGAGUGUUGUUGGGUUGGCCGUCCUAUGCUUUGGGGAUUGGCAUACGACGGAGAAGCUGGGGUUCAACUCAUGCUUGAAAUCUUAAAGCAGGACUUCAAAAGAUGUAUGCAAUUGACGGGUUGUAAAUCAGUAUCAGAAAUUAGUACUGCAAGCCUUGGACUAGUCUGUACUAAUGGACCAUUGGCAAGGCUUUAAAGGAGCUAUUAUAGUAAUACCUAUAGAUAGGUAUUGAGUAGUAUCUUCUAGAUAGUUUUUGUUAGUAUAUUAAGGAUAGAGUAUUUGCUAAAAGUAGUAAAAACAAGUUGAACGGGCGAUUCCUGGGCGCUGGCCGCUGGGAGCUUCUAGUCCGGCGAUCGGAUGGUCCCUAUUGAGAGGGUUAGAAGAAUUGAAAUAAUGGGCUGGACUCCUUUUUAAAUUAUCUUGAUAUUCGAACGGGUUUCCCAUUCGAUUAAAUAAAACGAAUUAAUAUUAAUAAUUUUUUUAAGGGGAAAAAAAAAUAUUGGUAUUUAUAUAUGAAUUACUUGUAUAAGAGUUAUUAACGGCGGUG
This is a messenger RNA of Xylona heveae TC161, 1554 nucleotides long. Its product is annotated as putative oxidoreductase. Bases 78 to 1202 code for a protein of 374 amino acids. NCBI's taxonomy places the organism in Eukaryota, Fungi, Ascomycota, Xylonomycetes, Xylonales, Xylonaceae. Gene Ontology annotation, molecular function: FMN binding; oxidoreductase activity. The transcript is spliced from 3 exons. The record is from RefSeq and is a predicted model, not a curated record.